AAUUACGAGGUCAGCAACUUUAAUGGAGGAGAAUUGUUGCAACCUUCUAAUACGAAUUCGGUCUCGGCCUCUUGGUUCCCCGUCCGUAUCUCUCUAUCUCUCUUCUUCCGUUUACCCGUUCCUUUCCACGCACUCUUGAGACUUGAGAGAGAUCUAGGGUUAGAAAACUCUCUCUGACUCCUCGUCGGUGCUCGCAAUAUGGUGGCACAAAUCUGCUUGGCGACGGGGAAGAUUCGGAAGGAGCAGGACGGAACUUCUUUGAGGAAACUGAGCCAUUCAAGCUCAUUUGACUUUGACAAUAUUCAAGUAAAUAUCAAUUGGGAAGAUGUGACUUGUCCCAUCUGCCUGGAUUUCCCACACAAUGGGGUUCUUCUUCAAUGCAGCUCCUAUGACAAUGGCUGCCGUCCUUUUAUGUGUGAUACAGACCACACACACUCCAACUGUCUCAACCGGUUUAAAAGCGCAUCAGGAGUAUCUCAGGCAGCGGAAUGCUUGGUUGCGACCGAGUCAUCUACCAUGCUGACUCGAAUGUUUCCGUCAACUUUUGAGAACCGUCCUGCCUGCCCCUUAUGUCGAGGAGAGGUGACCGGUUGGGUCGUUAUCAAAGAAGCACGUGCUUACUUGAACAUGAAGAAGCGGUGUUGCCAAGAGAAGCAAUGCCAUUAUAUGGGCAAUUUCAUUGAGCUUCAGCGCCAUGCUCUUUUGAAACACCCUCAUUCUCGUCCAUCAGCGAUAGAUCCCGCUCACCAACAAGAUUGGGAAAAUUUUCAGCAAUCUUCAGAUAUUAUAGAUGUCCUGAGCACCAUACAUGCUGAAGUUCCACAUGGAGUUGUGCUGGGGGAUUAUGUGAUUGAGUAUGGUGAUGAUGAGGAUGGAGAUGGUUACGAGGAUUUUGGCGGUCGUGGGGCUAAAUGGUGGACUUCUUGCAUUCUUUAUCAGGUAUUUGGUAAGUUGAGCUGUACGGGAAAUAGACAGAGAUCUAGUAGGCGUAAUUUGACACGUAGUCGUGUCGGGUCGAGCUCUAAUGGCUCGAAUGAGGGUUCUCCAUCAUUUGUUGAUGCUUCAGUACAUCGAUUCCGGCAAGAAGAAUUCGAGAUAAUCAAUUGAACGACUAAGUUACAGCUAUCGGGGGCGCAUAUCUCGCUAAGACGGUCUAUGUCCACAAUUCGCCGCUGGACCGCAGGAGCUAUCUUCUGAUGGGAUCUUCUAUUUUCUUGUACUUCUUCAUUUCAUUUUUUUCUCUCUCUUAUAGUUUACCUUAUAGCCUUUGCGAGGCAAUUGCCUGUACAUAGGUAAAAUUAGUAUGUUAUGGUUAUUGCAUACCCACAAUUGUCUUUUUAA
This is a messenger RNA of Phalaenopsis equestris, 1341 nucleotides long. RefSeq lists its product as uncharacterized. The record is from RefSeq and is a predicted model, not a curated record. The transcript is spliced from 3 exons. NCBI's taxonomy places the organism in Eukaryota, Viridiplantae, Streptophyta, Magnoliopsida, Asparagales, Orchidaceae. The coding region runs from base 199 to 1107 and encodes 302 amino acids.